Molecule: messenger RNA, 699 nt
Organism: Paramecium sonneborni
Lineage: Eukaryota; Ciliophora; Oligohymenophorea; Peniculida; Parameciidae
Source: the annotation of a GenBank genome assembly
AAAAAAUGAAAGCAUCUUGCUUAGUUUUAUUAGUGAUUUUGGCUUCAAUAUCUACAACCUUGGCUACUAAAGGUAUAGAUUUGAGUGCUUCAUUCAAUAACUUUUCUUGUGUGAAGAAUGCAGGCUAUUCAUUUGCCAUCGUCAGAGGAUAUAAGAGCUUUGGUGAAGUCGACACAGUUGGACAUUAAAAUCUUAAGAAUGCCAAAGCUGCAGGUUUGAUUGGUGAUGCCUACUUUUUCCCAUGUAAAGGAAGUAAGAAUUUUAAUUUAUCAUUCAUAGAAAAGACUGCUUCUGCUUAAGUAACUGAAUUUGACAAUGUAUUUGGUUCAGAGUACGGAACUGUAUGGAUUGAUGUUGAAUCCAACCCAAGUUCAGGAUGUGGAUGGAGCAGUUCAGAUCAUGCAGGAAAUUGUCAAUUUUUAUAAGAUCUUGUUAAUGCAUUGACUGCCAAAAAGAGACUUGUUGGAAUUUAUGCUUCCUAAUAUUAAUGGUCUACAAUUAUGGGAUCAGCUUCAGCUUGUGCCAAAUUUACUUCUCAUCCUCUUUGGUAUGCACAUUAUGACAACAAUCCUUCCUUCAGUGAUUAUUCCAAAUACGCUUUAGGUGGAUGGACCACACCAUCAAUCAAAUAAUAUGUUGGUGACACAACCUUAUGUUCUGUUGGAGUUGAUUUGAAUUUCUAUUGAAAAAACAUAUUUU